This is a messenger RNA of Microtus oregoni (creeping vole), 2457 nucleotides long. RefSeq names its product glycerophosphoinositol inositolphosphodiesterase GDPD2. Gene Ontology annotation, molecular function: glycerophosphodiester phosphodiesterase activity. Gene Ontology annotation, biological process: lipid metabolic process. Gene Ontology annotation, cellular component: membrane. The transcript has 16 exons. Bases 321 to 1937 code for a protein of 538 amino acids. The record is from RefSeq and is a predicted model, not a curated record. Lineage: Eukaryota; Metazoa; Chordata; Mammalia; Rodentia; Cricetidae.
CAGAGGGAUGGGGAAGGCUGCACAAAGGAAUUCCUCAUACCAAGCCCCCUGACCGCCAGCUCCUGCGAGUAAAGAAGCCGACCUUCCUUCCCAGCUCUCUGGCGCCCGCACGCCUUCCCACCGUGGCUGGGCUCAGGCCGUAGAGCCUCUGCGAACAUUCCAAGAGGACCCAAACUUCUUCCUGUAGGUGGCAACAGUGACACCUGUUUGAUCAGUGAGGCUGAGCCAGGGACUGCAAAAGGGAGGAGGCAGACACCUCGGAGAGGAGCUGGGAAGCAGAGCUGCGCACUCCCUGAGUAAAAGAGUAAAAGGCCUUCACCAUGGCCGAGUCUCCUGGCUGCUGUUCCAUCUGGGCCCACGGCCUCCACUGCCUAUAUAGCUGUCACUGGAGGAAAUGGCCUAGACAGAGGAUGAAGACCAGCAAGUGCGACUGCAUCUGGUUUGGCCUGCUCUUCCUCACCUUCCUCCUGUCCCUGGGCUGGUUCUACAUCGGGCUCAUCCUUCUCAAUGAUCUGCACAACUUCAAUGAAUUCCUGUUCCACCACUGGGGACACUGGAUGGACUGGUCCCUGGUAGUCAUGCUGGUCAUCUCUCUGCUGGUCACAUAUGCAUCCCUGCUAUUGCUCCUGGGCCUGCUCCUGCAGCUCUGUGGUCAGCCUCUGCAUCUUCACAGUCUCCACAAGGUGCUAUUGCUCCUCAUUAUACUUCUGGUGGCCACUGGCCUGGUGGGACUGGAUAUCCAAUGGCGGCAGGAGUGGCAUAGUCUACGACUGUCACUGCAGGCCACAGCCCCAUUCCUUCACAUUGGAGCAGUUGCUGGAAUCACCUUCCUGGCCUGGCCUGUGACAGAUACCUUCUACCGUAUGCAACCAAGAGGCCCCAAGGUUCUACUACUGUUCCUAUUUUUUGGAAUCACUCUGGUCAUCUACCUGGCCCCCCUAUUCAUCUCCUCCCCCUGCAUCAUGAAACUCGGAGACUUACCCCCCAAGCCUGGUCUGGUGGGACACCGAGGGACUCCCAUGCUGGCCCCCGAGAACACCCUGAUGUCCUUAAGGAAAACAGCCGAAUGUGGAGCUACUGUGUUUGAGACAGACGUGAUGGUCAGCUCUGAUGGAGUCCCCUUUCUCAUGCAUGACGAGCGGCUGAGCAGGACUACCGAUGUAGCCUCUGUGUUUCCAGAGCGAGUCUCAGCCCACAGCAGCGAUUUCUCCUGGGCUGAACUGCAGAGACUCAACGCUGGAGCCUGGUUCUUAGAGAGGCAACCCUUCUGGGGGGCGAGAGCGCUGUCAGGCUCUGAUCGGAAGGAGGCUGAGAAUCAGACAGUGCCAGCCUUAGAAGAACUGCUGAAGGAAGCAGCAGCCCUCAACCUCUCCGUCAUGUUUGACCUGCGCCGACCCCCGAUCAACCACUCAUACUAUGACACGUUUGUGAAUCAGACAUUGGAGGCUGUGUUGAAUGCAAGCGUGCCCCAAGCCAUGGUCCUUUGGCUCCCGGAUGAAGACCGUGCUUCUGUGCAACAACGGGCUCCCAGCAUGCGCCAGAUAUAUGGACAUCAGGGGGGCAACAGGACUGAGCAGCCCCAGUUUCUCAACCUCCCCUAUCAAGACCUGCCAGUGUUGGAUAUCAAGGCACUCCACCAGAGUAAUGUCUCGGUGAACCUGUUCGUAGUGAACAAGCCCUGGCUCUUCUCCCUGCUCUGGUGUGCAGGGGUAGACUCAGUCACCACCAACGACUGCCAGCUGCUGGGACAGAUGCACCACCCCCUCUGGCUUAUUCCCCCUCAGAUCUACUUAAUGAUAUGGAUCGUCACUGACUGUGCCUCCAUUCUGCUGCUUUCGUGUAUCUUCGUCCUCCGAGGGAGAUGUGCCAGGAGAAAGAGAACAGGCUUAGAAGCAACAGUGCUGCUGACCAGGAUCAACAAUGUCACCUCGGAAUGAAUGCGGAACCUGUGCCCCCAUCAGCUACAGACCAAGGGCUGCAUGCAGCAGCCAGAGGGAAGGAAGGGAAGGAGCUCAAGUGGAACAUCCAGGAAUAAAAUGUUUGGAGGAGGGGAGCAUUCAUAACAAGUUUUCAAACUAAGAGGGCCCUCUGUCCAAAUGGUGGGCAUGUCCCAAGCUGCCAUGGAAUUUGCUGCCUUUGACAUUUUAACAUGACUUAGUUGGAAAGACAGUGACAGGAAGUUACUCCCAAAAUUAAACCAAGUGAGAGAUAAUGUCUUGGGCCUGCACGCACAUGUGCUCGGGUAGAAGACGCCGGGUGUGUCAGGGUGGAAUAGCCCACAAUGGUGACUGGAGAACUUAAAGAUGGUGAAGACAGUCCCCACUCCAGUCCCUUUUUCUCCUCACCCUCACAAUUUAGCGUCUUUCCUGCCCACAGGUUGGGAGCUGGAAAGCUCAUUUAGCAAUACAGUUCUGUGCCUACGGUGCUUUUGGUUGUGAGCCGUGAAUGGUCCCUGUA